AUGACGUUUGACAUGAUGAAGCUCUGGGAGGGAGAUGGGACCGCCGCUUCUGCCAAGAACAUGGCUCUUGAACUUCUCGGUGUAAUGAGUGCUGCAGUCUCCAAGCUUCGCUCACACGUUCGUAAGGUCACUUAUUCCAUGGAUGGAAGCGAUUCCAACGAGUUAUCGCGGUACCUGUCUGAGCCUGAAGGUGAUCCCCUCCUCUUCAUCUUAUAUCUUGACGGAAAAGCAGCGCAACCUCAUGUCGCCAUUUUCUACGUCAUAGAGAGUGAUGAUGAGGCUGUUAGAGGUACCUUGAGUGCUGCGUGGAACUUCAUGCAAAGGCAUGCUGUGCCUAGCAUUCUCAUCUCAAACGACGAGGUCUACCACCAGCUUACUGCAAUGUGGGACGACAGGAUCAACCAGCACGCUAUGAACAUCUGCGUCACGCUCGAUCUCCUCCCGCAAGUGAGGGUCAUUGAUGAGCUCAAGAGUGACAUGUGCCGUAUUUGUCCGAAUACGAAGCGUUGGAUUGCGGAGUUUGAUCGAAUCAUGACGCUGCGAGUGGACAAUGCUUCGGAGGCUUUGGUACCGGAAGCUCGGGGGGCAUGGGUGUGGAAGAUCAAUGUUGAUGAGGUUCUGUACACGACGUGGAGCUCGAAGCGAGCAUGGAGUGGUGUCAGUUCUGGCACAGCGUACGACAAGACUGUGUCGAAAUGUUCUUUGUCAAAUAGAAAGAAGGUUAGCAGCGGGAACAAGGAUGAGGGUGACGAUGAUGAUAAUGACCAAGAGGAUAGCGACGACAAUGGGACGGACGAUGAGGACGCGGAAGAGGACAAUGGCACUCAUCAGAAAGGGGAAAGGAAGGCAUAA
Molecule: messenger RNA, 852 nt
Organism: Colletotrichum lupini
Lineage: Eukaryota; Fungi; Ascomycota; Sordariomycetes; Glomerellales; Glomerellaceae
Product: AT hook domain-containing protein
Exons: 3
Coding region: 1-852 (283 amino acids)
Source: RefSeq, a predicted model, not a curated record